Molecule: messenger RNA, 5719 nt
Organism: Odontomachus brunneus
Lineage: Eukaryota; Metazoa; Arthropoda; Insecta; Hymenoptera; Formicidae
Exons: 8
Coding region: 814-1989 (391 amino acids)
Source: RefSeq, a predicted model, not a curated record
UCUCCUCUCCACCGCGCGCGCGAUCGGAUCGCCUGUACAGUCGACAGGUACGCUCCCGUCCGGCCGAGCACCUCCCCUCGCCUUCGCGCUCGCUCGGUCCGUCUCGCCGAGCGCUUCGUGUCGUUUCGUCGGACGGCCGCCCCCGCCUUCAUCGCGCUCGCUCCGCUCGUCCGUCCGGUAAAUAGAGCGGGCCAGGCUACUUCGCUCCGUACCGUAGCUACGGUGCCGUAACUGCGAUUUAAUCGCCGAUCGAAGAGGCUGUGCGGGUGCCUCUGCGUCGCGAGUGCAUCGCGCGUUCGAGCGUCCCGACGAGAGCCCCGUCGUCGCUGCCGUCGGGAAACCAGCAACGGGUCAACGACGAUGAGGAACUGGGUUACGACGCCGCGCGACCCACGAUGUCCUGCGUCGAAGAUACCGCACACGAUUCCCAGGAUUGCUCGUUAGACCGCGCUCGGCACACAGCCGUGAAGUACGUCUUGAAGCCGCAUCCCGCGAUCGCGUUGGUGCUGCUCGGCAAUCUGGGGUAACCGUGUGUGCGUCGGAAUCCUGUCGUGCACAUCGUCCCGACCGAGGCUCGCCUCCAAGAACUCUUCGCCAGUGCAUCAGAUGUGUGAGAAAGUGCAGCCGUAGCGGUACAGCGCACCGUAGAGGUUAGGCUAGGCCGACACCCACCGAGCGAGUCGAUCAGCUGUUCCGCGGCGCCGACAUCAUCGUCGUUUCGAUAGUCCCGAUGCUACUCCACCAAGAGGACAUUCUGGACAUCCUGGCCGCGUGUACUCCUUGGCGCGAACGUGACUGAAGGCAAGAGAGACGAUGUUGUCGUACAUGCUGCCGACGGAGGACAAGCCACCGCCCGGAGAGCCCAGCCAGAACAAUUAUCGCGCCGCCAAGCUGCAGAAGAGCAACGCCGUGGCCAGCACCUCGCCCAGGAAGUGCUUGGACGCGACUAGAGCGAUGAUUGUCUCCACCAGGAUCGAGGACCAUGCGAGCGGCGACCCGCGGCACGCACUGCCGCCGCAUGCGGCGGGCCCGCAGCGGGACUCUCGGUCGGUGGAGAGCCCGAAGCACAACGGCACCGCCGCGAGGAAGUCGACCCUGCACAACGCCAGGGUCACCAAGGACGACAGCCUCUACAGCAUCGACAGUGAUGCCAGCACCGCCGGCAGCGAGCGCAAGAAUAAGAUCCUGAACGGCGCGAAGCACGCCAGCUUGAAGAGGGUAUCCUUCGGCUCGAGCAAAGGGUCGAUGGUAGAAACCCUCGUGUAUGAGACGCCGGUGCAAGAGGAACCCGAGAUCAACCAUUUUCUGGACCACAACGGCCGUCUACCUCCUCCUAUGAUACCCGUGCCUGAUACUGACGAAGGUAGAGAAAAAGUACGCGUCUCGUUGUUAGGUCCACAGCCGUCGCCGGCGACGCCCGGAGUCCUCUUGCUGGAACCCAUCUCGCACUCGGCAGGACAUCCGCUAGACAUGGCCAGCAAUCCUGCGGAACUUCUUACCACGCACACCGAGCACACUACGCCCUCCUAUCAUGCACAGAUAAGCACGGACAGCGGCUGGGACAACCCGUUCAGGCCGGACGGCGACCUCUCCAGGGAAGCUGACGAGAUCGUGGAGUUGAUAAAGGGCGGGAAGCCGAUCACGCCGACCCCGGGUCAGAACGCGCCGCCGUUGCCGGGAUGCGAGGCCGGCAGCAAAACUUCGGCCAGCGGCGAGCACGAUCCCUCGAGUACCAGCCCGCUCCUCAAGUCCGCGAAUUGCCACGCCAACUCGUCGCCGAGGCCCGGCCAGGAGAACGGCAACGCUCACGGCACCCCUGCGAAGAUCGGUAAUGCCAGCAAUCAGCCCGUCAAUGAAAAGGUCGGCGCGGCGAGAACCGCGACCGUGGAAGUCGCGAGGAUGACGGCGCAGGGCCCGGGUGACGCGUCGCAGGUCGAGCACGUCACCCUGAAGAAGAAGCCUAAGUGCAAGUGCUGCGUGCUCCAGUAAUGACCGCGCGGCGGAGGCGGCGGGGACGCGCGCGCGAGACGAGACCCUUCUCUGCCCUGUCGGGAGCAUGACUUGAGGAACGACGCGGUGCGACUUCUUCGGAAAAAACCUCGAGGACCCAAAGAGUCGUCGUUGGACAACUCGAAGCAUUGAGGGGGAUCGAGACGUCGACAAAGUAGAAGGGCUCUCGGACGACAAAAUCGUCUCGAAGAGGAUGAAUGUGUCCGGGCAUGAGGAAAGCGACGGCGGCACUAGAUCGCUUGGGACCUGAAGAAUGAAUCCGGAAGAUAAUUUCUCGGAGAGGGAAAACGUUCCCUCGUUUCAAGAUCAAUGAGGGACCUGGAAAGUGAUGUCAGAAAUGAAGAGAAUAUGCUUUCAGUUACGAGAGAGAGGAUACUACUCUCGGGUCUCCGAGAGCCCAAAGUAUGAGUUUCUUCGUGAGACUUCGAAAAAGACAGUUCGUGUCUCGUAAUCGUGAAAUAGUCUCAGCAUAGAUCAACUUGAAGAGAUAUUUCAGAAGGAACGAGAAGGCUGUCUCGGAGCGCAAGGUAUCGUCAAUACGCUGACAAGAAAAGUGCAAAGCGAUGAUACAGGCGAAAAAUGAUCUCUGGCAGAUCGCUGACCCUCUUGCCGAGGAAGAUUGCACUCUCAGCAGGAUGCCCUCCGGCUUCCAGGCGAGGGACAGGAUUUCGAGGUCCACGUGAUGAAACACGUGGGGUACGUCAGUGCGCGAACGGACAUUGAACCGCGUCUCGAGAUUGUGACGCGUUUGUAGAACGCGGUGGAAAGAAAGAGAGACCAGAACAGAAAAAAGGCGAAGGAAGAGAGAGAGAGAAACAAAGAAAAAUAUAUAUAUAUAUUAUAUAUAUAUAUUAUACAUACAAAACUACAUUGUAGAUACAGAAUGGUAGCUGUAUAGCUUAUAUGCUUUUACUAUCGUGGUUAAUUAUCGUCAGGAUUAUCGUGAUUUCGAGGAUGCAUUGUGCGCACGAGCGCGUAGAGCGCGAGAGAGAGCGAGAAAAAGAGUGAGAGUGAGAGAAUGCGUGAGUAAAUGUGCGAAUGUACGAGCGAGAGAAAGAGAGAGGGAGAGAGAAAGGGAGAAAUGAUGAAUGAAACGACUGUGGGGAGGGAAGUGUGCGACAAGGCAUAUGUAAAGUUUCGCGGGGGACGUUAUUCUUCGUCCGUUAGAUCUCGGUACGAGCAGAAGACACAUCCACACACACACAAACACACCAUCGUUCCUAGAGGGCAAAUACGAGGACGGUGACCUCGAUCGUUCUUUCUUUGAUGUACUGCGAGAGAUAUUCAACGCGUUAAACGACGUUAUAUACGCAGAAUGUGCCGGAUCUAUCGUGUUCCCUCGCAGAUACGUAUUCUUUCGUCAAUUUUCUUAUUUCGAUCCUUACGAAUUCGAACAGGCCCUUUUCGUUUUUACUGCGCGCCCGUGAGAGACGACAGCUUGAAUUAUCCGCGGUUGAAGGAGUGCGUACGUGGGAUUUCGUGGGUAAAAUUGUUCUUCUCUCCCUUUCUCCCUCUCUGUCGUUUCAUGCGCGAGAGCAACUUAGUUUGAGAAGCUGAUUUUCAACGUGAUAUAUUUUAGAGUUUUUACGAAGUAUCUCCUCUGAACGAUUUGUGAAGCGAGUAGAAGAGUGAGACAACGCACGUAGAAAAAUGAAAGUUCUGUGUCGAAUAGGCAGAUGAACUUGCGGACGAAGGCUGAUGAGGCAGCUCGUUGAUAGCGUUCCUAAUUUUACCCACGGAACCCGCUGAAAGGAGGGUUGCUUCCGCGCGGGUACAAAUAGCGCUUUCUACGUGUCAGUAAGCGACGCUGUUCCAAUAAAUUCGAUCCCGAGAACCCCGAAGCCACGUCUCUUUCAGGGCGUCGUUGAGCCAACCGUUUGUCGCCCCUCGAAUCGGUAAGUUAGCCCUUAAUUUUAUCCGCCGAUAUACGAAAUUAACACCGAUCGAAGAGCGUAACAUUUUUUUCUCUUAACAAUCACUUUUCGUGAGACACUCGAUUUUCGAUUUUAUUACGAUUUUAAUGACGAAUUCGAGAAAUUACAUUACGUAGAGAAGUCUGUACCAUGCAAGGUUGCGGGACAAAAGCAGAGCAGGGCCAAUUAGAACGGGUUAAAUGAAAAAUCAAUUGAACAUAAAUUCAACAUCCAGUGUUCUCUCUCGUCGAUGCUCGUUGCCGACGAUAUUUCUCGCAUGUGUUUCCGCGUCUAUAACUGCGUUCACGCUCCAGUUGGCCCUUCUCUUCUUACUAUCAUCAAGAGAGUUAACUCUUCUAUUACAUCGACGGUCAAUCACGGUGAAUAGAGUUGCGCCUUUGAACAUGAGAUUGCCGGAGAUUCUGCCGGCAUGUUCGAUCGAGUACCCGAGUGCAUUUUGUUAAUUAUCGUCAUGGGCGCCGCCAGAAUUGUUCACGGGAGCUCGCAUAAGCGAAAUCAUGUUUUUAACUAAUCUCAUUUCACGUGUACCGCAAUCACAUUUUAUGUGCAAUUUUAACCCAGAACCACUAAAUCAAGCUGUAAUUUAAAGUUUUUACGAAUUUUUUUAUAUUUUUAGAAGUUUUAAAAAUAUAAGGCUAGUUCUCUUUAUUUUAAAACUACUCAAAAUGAUGAACUUCGACGGAAUUUCUUCAAAAUCCCGAAUUUAUUUUAUUUUAACGAAAAACCACCGUGUUUGUGAUUUUAAUUAGACCUCUUAUACUUUUCUUGCAGUGCCCGUAAUUUUUGUAUAUUCGUAUCUACGUUAAUGAGAAUUUCGCGAUCGAUCAGGGCGAGCUCGGUUAUAUCGUGGCGAAUAAUGAGAUGUAGGCUGCAAAUAUCUCCGUUGAAAAUUGAACUUGUGACUUCAAGCGACUCUAAAUUCGUCACGGCAAAUCCGUCGUUAAAAUCCAAUCCGGCCGAGACGUGUCUGACACCGCAACCAUCUCGGCUCUCAUCCUGAUCGAUCCGCGAAGUGGAAGUAAGCGGCGAGAUGCCGAGAAGAUAGAGAUAGGAAGAAAGAGAGAAACUGGAAACUUGUGUUCGGAUGAUGCCGCAGAUACUAUUUUCCUAAUUGAACGGCGAAGAGAUCUCGGCAUCUCCCCGCUUCCAUGGUCGACGAUUGCUGACUGACGAGGGCAAUCCUAAUCGCGAACUAGUCGGAUAUCACCGGGAGGAGUUAACUCUUCGUGGCGGCGAUCGAAACGCCUCUUUGGAUCAUAAAUUGUCAGCGAAUCAUAUGGAAAUCUACCGGUUGCAUGCGAAAUUCGCCGCGUAAAUUCGUCGAUCUCUCUUUAUUUUCGAACCGCUUGAAAAAGCACUUUGUGUUCUUUAAGAAAAAAGAAAAAAGAUGUCGAUAAUAUUCGUUCUCAGCCUCGUAUAGAAGAUAGUGAGAAGCGUACGCGCGAGAGAUACGGUAUGUCUCUUUACUUCUCCUACUUUUUUUUUUCAUCGUUUCUAUUCUCCGACAACGUGCUCUCUUCAGCUUGUGUUGGUAGUCCUUCGGAGAGGUCCGAAGGAUCCAGAUAUCCGUACAUUUCGCGUGCCGCGAAGAGCCGAUUGAGCGCGCGAUUUGCGCAGCGCAGCGCAACGCAAUGCGAGAAACGAGAAAAAGGAUCUGUAAACGCGCGCAUACCUACACACGAGAACCUCUUACCGUCUGUUCCCACGCAAAAUGUUGACUCUGCUGAGCUUACAGAUAUUAAACGAAUAUUAAAUGUCUUGUUAAAAAAAAGAGA